AUCCCCUACAACCCGAUCUCCACUUAUCCUCACACUCCACGCUAUUCAAGCUUGUACAUGACACGCCAACUACACCAUUUUCAAAAGGUACAACAACUUAAAAACAUCAAACUGCAAGUCCACCCCUACACCGCACCACACCCAAUCAUCCUCGGAAAACUCAACUCCACCUCUUCCAUGGCUUCUUCUUCCCCAUUCUUGUUCUGUUAACACUCCCCAAACACAUCUUCUCUCUCUAUACAUACACAUAUUUGUAAAUAUAGAUUGAUCUGUAGAUUCGAAGCUAGCUUGAACUGGUCAGCCAUGGCGGGAGGUAACAAAAAGAGAUCCACCAAACCCACCACCCGAAAACCUGCUCUCUUCGUCGCCGGCGGUCUCUUGUCCGAUUGGUCCCCAAUUUCUUCUACUCCCAAAGGAAGAAACCCUAAUGGUGGAAAUGGGAAUUCGAAGUCUGCUUUGAGAUCUGGGAAUUCUGAUCGAGCGAAAGGUUCUGGGUCUACAAGCGAAUCUCGGAAACCUAGAGGAAACGCUUUUGGUUACGUUUAUCCAACUGUUGAUUACCAGGAAGGUUCACUUCCAAAUGAGGGUAACAAUGCGGAUAGCAAUUUGGAUGAGUCACACCCUGAUGUUCUGGUUGAUUCCAAGGAGACCCUGAUUGUCACAUAUGAAGCCCAAACACCGUCUGUGGAACCCCAAAAGUCAGAAUUUACUUAUGAUUAUAGUACGAGUUUUUCAUUGGAUGAUAGCUCUCACAGAGGAUUGGGGUUUUGUGCUGAAGAAGAAGCAACUCCAAGUGGUAUUGGAUCUUCAUUGCAAAUGGAAAUGAAAGAAAGUGAUUAUUUCAAUUCAUCAUCCUCUGAGGAGGAAAUGGAUGCGAAUGUUAGUUAUGUCCGUGAAGCGAGUACUGACUUGGUUGAUGAUUUGCUGGCUCAAUCGUCAUCUCCAGAGAAAAAUCCAGGGUUCUUGUCUAUUGGAGGCAUGAAAUUGUAUACCCAAGAUAUUUUAGAAGAGGAGGAUGAUGAGGAUGGAGAAGAGUUACUUGAUGAGGAAAAAUCAGAAUCAUCUGGUUCAGAGGAUUCUUCAGAAUCGUCUGAGUCUAACAGUGAUGGCUCCAAUGACACAUCUGAUAGUGAUUCAGAUAUUGAUGAAGAGGUUGCACUAGAUUACUUUAAAGGAAUUGGCGGGAGUGACAAAGUUGUAGACAUCAAGCAAUUUGUAGAACCGGUCCUUGAUGUAUCGGAUGAUGAUGAUAGUACUUCUGGCAGUUGCUUUGAUGAGACUUUAAAGAAAUUGAGUGGGAUUUCUCUUCAGGAUGCAUCAAAAGAAUAUGGCUUGAAGAAACCACAAUCUGGAAAGAAAUUCCCUGCCGAGGCUUCUAGACCUAGAGACACUAGGUAUACUUCUUCAUCUGCUUUGGAUGAUCUUAUGCUUGUAAAGGAUCCAAGAACCAUUUCUGCAAGAAAGAAGAAGCAUGUUGCUCGAUUUCCUCAGUCCUGGCCAUCUGAGGCUCAAAAGAAUAAAAAUUUCAGAAACUUUCCAGGUGAAAAGAAGAAGCAUCGGAAAGAAACUAUUGCUUUGAAGCGUAGAGAGAGAAUGAUUCGUCGUGGUGUUGAUCUUCAGCAAAUAAAUUUGAAAUUGCAACAGUUGGUUUUGGAUGGAGUAGAUAUGUUUUCAUUUCAAUCUAUGCACUCCAAGGAUUGUUCCCAGGUGCGAAGAAUAGCAGCAAUUUAUUGCUUGCGGAGUGAUUGCCAAGGUUCUGGAAAGAAAAGAUUUGUGACAGUGACGCGAACAGUACACACAUGUAUGCCAUCUUCCAUUGACAAGAUUCGGCUAGAGAAGCUGAUAGGAGCUGGUGAUGAGGAUGCCGAUCUUGCAGUCAACGAUAUAAAACCAGUUAAAGGAGAUAAAAGCAGAGGUAAGAAGGCUGCAAAGGGCAGUAGUGGCUUUAGCCCACUAGAACCUUUGCGAUCCUCCCAAAGCAAGUCGCUCAAGAACACGCCUAAUCAUCGUGGCAGUAGUGAAGCAAGCAAGAACAAAAAGAAUGGGAAAACAGGCUCAUAUGCUCAAAACCCUGUUUCUUUUGUCUCGAGUGGUGUAAUGCAAUCUAAUACAGUAGAGAUCAAUACCGUCGUGUCAAAAGAGACGAACGAUACUUGCAAUGAAAAAGGCAAAGGUGUAGAAAGUUCAACAAGCUAUGGUGCUUUUGAGUUGCACACAACGGGUUUUGGAUCAAAAAUGAUGGCGAAGAUGGGAUUUACAGAAGGGCGUGGACUGGGAAAGGAUGGUCAAGGUAUGGCGGAGCCCAUUGAGGUGAUUCAACGACCUAAAUUGCUUGGUUUGGGUGCACAAGCCGCUGAAACCAGUGGUAACUUGUCAAAGAAUGAAAAUAGGCAGUUUGGAAAGAACGAAACCAGUGGUAACUUGUCAAAGAAAGAAAAUAAGCAGUUUGGAAAGAAUGAAACUCCUCAAAGAUUUGCAUCAUUUGAGAUGCAUACCAAGGGGUUUGGAUCGAAAAUGAUGGCAAAGAUGGGUUUCGUGGAAGGCAUGGGCUUGGGAAAAGAUUCACAAGGUAUGGUUAACCCUCUGGUUGCUGUCAAGUUUCCCAAAUCCCGAGGACUGGGUGCCAAAGGUUAGGUAUUUAUAUUUGUUGGAAAAAUUCUUCCUUGCUUUAUGUAAUUUUAACCUAUGUGGUUGAUAGUUUACUUGCAUGUAAUCUUUACCCAACUUGAUGUUGUUUGGCUGAUCAUUUGACUUCUUUGGUCAUUAAUAUUUACAUUGUUGUGUUCAAAACA
Messenger RNA from Camellia sinensis, 2792 nucleotides. RefSeq names its product D111/G-patch domain-containing protein. Lineage: Eukaryota; Viridiplantae; Streptophyta; Magnoliopsida; Ericales; Theaceae. Gene Ontology annotation, molecular function: nucleic acid binding. The record is from RefSeq and is a predicted model, not a curated record.